Messenger RNA from Rhipicephalus microplus (southern cattle tick), 2069 nucleotides. Its product is annotated as allatostatin-A receptor-like. Gene Ontology annotation, cellular component: plasma membrane. Gene Ontology annotation, molecular function: G protein-coupled receptor activity. Lineage: Eukaryota; Metazoa; Arthropoda; Arachnida; Ixodida; Ixodidae. Gene Ontology annotation, biological process: G protein-coupled receptor signaling pathway. The record is from RefSeq and is a predicted model, not a curated record.
AUGCAGCGCGGCUGCGCGGCAACAAAGUCCAGAGUUUUAGACUUGCGGAGCGGCUGCAUGCAGCACGGCAGUGCAGACUUGCAGACUCGCGAAGCUUCAGUGAAACGGCAGCGCCGGUGCUACACACGCGAACUCAUCGGUCGGACGCGCACACCCGGCAACAUUUUCGAAUGUUCGUUCCGUGGCCACCGUCCACCAUGGAGUCCCCCUGCGACCGAUGACUGCUUUACGCUCAACGACACAGCCAUAGUCACCGACUGCGAUGGCCUGGGAGCGAAUGCCAGUUGGCGCACGCCUUCUCCAGAAGGGGCACCAUACUGGAACCAGACGCCACUGCAGUUGCCUCCCGAUCACGUGUACUUCGAAUACCCCGAAGAGAUGCUGGUGCCGUGGGUGAUGAACGAGUACUUCUUCUUCAUCGUGGUUACGUACUUGGUGACUUUCGCCAUAGGCGUGAGCGGCAACUUGGUGGUGAUUUCGGUGAUGGCUGGCGACAAGUCUUCGAGGAACGUCACCAGUGUCUUCCUUUCAGCCUGGCCUGUGUCAGAUCUGCUCCUACUGACCAUCUGUGCACCACUGGACGUUGCUCACUACUUCGUAGUCCGGUGGGACGCGAGCGGCACGGUGUGUAAACUGGCUGCUUACGCCGAGACGGUGUCUGCUUUCGCUUCAGUGCUCAACAUGGUCGCAGUCACGCUUGAAAGGUUCGUGGUGAUUGUGUUCCCCAUCCACUCUCGCACGGUGUGCACCAUGAGCAACUGCAAGAGGCUGAUGUGGGGCGUUUGGCUCGUAUCCCUUGUCGUUGCCCUGCCGAUGCUCUUCGUGAAGAACGUGAUCCAGACAACUUUCACUAACCUGCGGGUGAACGUCACCAUCUACAGUUGCAAGGACGAACACGACUGGCAGGGUCAGUCGGUGUCCUGGUAUCGCCUAGUCACGCUUUUCGCUCUCCCCUCGGUCGUCAUGAUCGUCUGCUAUUCAUGGGUCAUCCUGGAACUUUGGGUCAGCACCAAGACCAUGGACCAGCUCACUCAGUCCGCAAAGUUCAGCUACCAAUGCCAGGCACCCACAACGCCCAGACUGGGCUCCCUCCCUAGCCCAGGACCACAGCAGCCAAACUGCAGACUCAUUCUUCGGGGUCACGCCAACUCUGAUAUAAGGGACGUCAAGAGAGCGCGCCAACAGGUCAUCAAGAUGCUGAUACUUGUGGUGAUCCUCUUCCUGCUGUGCUGGGGUCCCCGGCUCGUCAUGGAGAUCGUCAUCAAGUGCUGCCUCAACGUGUUCAACCACGGCGUGUACGCCGUGCGCGUACUCUUCUACUUGCUGCCGUUCGUGCACAGCUGCCUGAACCCCAUCGUGUACUGCUUCAUGUCCAGCAAGUUCCGUCGUCGCAUGGUGCGGUGCUGUCACCGCACCUGCUUCGAGCCGCGCUGCCGCGUCAAGUCCACCACCACAAACAACCGCUGCUCGUCCCGCAACGGCACGACGCGGCUCGGUUCCACGUACACCUUCACAUCGUACGCCACAUCGACGGUGGCCAUACCGCACUCGAUGACGCAGCUACCGGGCGACUCGCUCGCCUUGUGACAGUCGCCGUGCCCGCCGCUGCACCAGCGCGGCGCUACGCAGCUGCACGCCGUCAAGGGAGCCAAAAAGAGGAGUGCCAAGCAGCACAAUCGCUGCAGGGACACAACCAUUGAGGACUUUUUGUGAGCACGCAAGGACCUCUCGCGUUUGCGCGGAAAUGUAAUGCACUAGUGAACGUCGUAGAUGCGUGAGUAACCUAUCCAUGACAACUGAGAAGCGCUGGCCAUUGAAUCGCAAGUGGGAUCGUGCCAGACCGUACGUCUCACCUUAAGAUGAAUAGUCCAAGGACACCGGCCGGAUACUCUUCAACAAGACUCGACCCUGAUUUGCACAGUGUUGUUGUUACACACUGACGAGGCCAGUUAUAGAUGUUUGAGGUGCGUUCGGGAUAUACUGUAUGUGUGUUAAGGGACAUUAUUCAGGAGAUGAUGUGCAGAAAAAGCCAUUCAUCAGGGACAAAUCCAUGCAAAAUAGAGAAAAUA